Messenger RNA from Psammomys obesus (fat sand rat), 10891 nucleotides. RefSeq names its product WD repeat domain 13 (gene Wdr13). The record is from RefSeq and is a predicted model, not a curated record. Gene Ontology annotation, cellular component: nucleus. The coding region runs from base 7275 to 8732 and encodes 485 amino acids. The transcript is spliced from 10 exons. Gene Ontology annotation, molecular function: promoter-specific chromatin binding; protein binding. NCBI's taxonomy places the organism in Eukaryota, Metazoa, Chordata, Mammalia, Rodentia, Muridae.
GUGGGCAGAAACUGCCGAAAGAGUUGAGCCUUGAAUUUGAAGUUAGGAAAGUUUGGAUUGUCUUGUGGGUGUAUGGUGAGACAUGAAAUGUGGUGGAUACAGGUAAAAGUCAAUUCUCUUAUGACUAGAACCAAGUUUUCUGAAGUAGUUUCUUGGUCCUUUUCACAGCUAUUGUUUCCUUAAGUUUUCUAUUAUGAGCACAAGGUGCAUACCCUCCUUAUAAGAUUGUCCUGGGAGCAUAAGCACAUUAGUCUCAUGACAUGGGCCCUAAACCCUACCAUAAACAGAUAGUAUGCUAUACCUAAAUGAUGGAAAUUGUGUGGGUGUGAGUGGUGGUGGUGGUGGGGUCUGGAACCCUAUGUCAGGCAUGAAGGAAACCUGGUUAGAAAACAGGAAUUAAAGAAAGUUCAGACUGGAUUCAGAUUCCUAAAUUCAAAUGUGGGGUACUACUCCCUGCUCUUUGACCUUUGGUAAGACAUUUAACUUAUUUUCUUAGCAUUGUGUUCCACAUUUGGGGAGGAGAGUCAUAUGAAUAAUUAUAUAAAGCCACUAAGGACAAUUGGUAAACUUUCUGUUAACAAAGGUUGUCAUGAGAAGCCAGUGGUGGCCCUUUAAAUGGGGGGAGGGGCUAUCUUUAUCUGUUCAGUUCUGCUUUUACGUUUAGUGAGGGUUCUGGUGGCUAUCUUUUGCUCCCAUGGGUAUUAGUCCUCUAUUGAUUACUUUUAGAAUGGAAAAUUGAGUUUUGUCCCUGGUUAUCAGCUGGCUCCAUACCAUCAGGAUCCAGAUUCCAAAACUUUAUUCUGAACAGUUUGCUUCAUCCUUGGGGCAUGGAGGCUUGUCUCCUCAGGUCUCCCAAGGAUAUUUUUUUCUCACACCCAAAUGGUCAUGAAUUUGCUUUGGCAGGUGGAUGAAGACUCAGGAACUUCCCAGAAUUCUGCCUCACCCACUGAGCCAGGCCCAGAAUAUGGGGCAUUGUGGCUAACCCCACCAGGUGGGUACUUGGUCUGAGGAAGUAUAGGGAAGGCCCUAUGCUGGACCUUUGGGGAAAUAAGGUGGUGGGAGCUGGCAGAACCAUUUUCUGUCUUAAAGGUGGGAAUGGGGAGGAAAUACACCCAAUGUAAACUGAGGUAGUAUUUCAUAAUCAACCAUAAAAUGGCUACAGCUAGAUGAUUUUCUACAGUGUGUUGUGUGGUAGUAUACACAGUCUCGGAAUUCUAUAAAAAUUGCCCCACUUUCCAGAUAACUGGAGCUGUAUUUUAAUAAUUUAGCUGUGGAAAGCCUGUCUCAGUGAUAAUUGUUAGGGAAAGAGCUCAGGAGGGACAUUGCGGAAAUUUGGUCCCACAGACCUUGGAGAAACUCAACUUUUGAGGUUCAAAGCUCCCCUAGUGUGAGAUUGGACCGAGAGCCAAAAUAGCAAAUACCAUGGUCAAAGCACCUUGGUGCUGGAUUUACAGGAGUGUGAUGUCAUUCUGGAAGAUAAACCCAUGGCUUGCUGCAUGCGAGGCCAGCAGCUAAAAACGACUGGUUUUAGCCCCUGCUUCCUGGCUUCCUCAGUUUUAACGUUUAAAAUGAAAACGAUCACCACACCCAUGGACCACAUUUUGCAUUGAAGGCAUAUAGAAGGUGUACUGUUUUUCCAAAUAAGUUCUAUGGUUCCUUUACAUCAUGAAAACCAGUAUCCUGGUUUUGCAAGCUGCCUAGUCCCUUCUUAGCAGGAAGCUUAUCCCCUUAUUAAUGUUGGAUUUUGAGGAACUGCCCUAUGUCCUGUAGAGUAGAAGGUGGGGCUUGUUUACCUUGUUGAAUUGUGGCAUUCCAAAUAAACCUUUCUUAAUAUGCUGGUGUUUUUAUUUGGGAAAUGGUUUUUGCUUGGAAUUGAAUCCAAGGUGAGUCCCUUGGUAUAUGUGAAGCAAAUCAUUUUGAUCUUCCACUAUAGAUGGAAAGUGUGGUAUUGUGGUUUUUAACAGUAAAAAUUAGCAUGGCCUCUGAGAAACCAUUUGGUAACUGAAGAAUAUGAUACUAAUAUGCAUUGAAACCCAAAAUGUGUGGGAUCCAGUUACUUUCGGUUUAGACUGAUAUUCAAAAGCAAGGAAUUUAUUGCCAAAAAGAUAAAUUAUGCUUGUCUCCUAUGAACUUAAGCCACUGGAAAAGGGAGCAGAGGACUCCUUAGAAAAUUAGCAGACUUAAAAAAGUAAUUUGACUUCAUUCAAUAGACUGACUUUGAUUUGGCGGACAUGUGCAUAAAGUAGUACAUUAACAUUGCUUCAAACCUGCUUUAGCAAAGCAGUAUUGGCAGUUGGUUCACACAGGCUUAUAAAUAUUUUCUGCUUCACUUGGUGUCAUAGUCAGGGCUUCAUAGUAUCUAGGCAAGCACUCUACCAACUUAAUUUUUUUUUUUUUUGAGAUAGGGCCUUAUGUGGUUCACACUGGCCUCAAACUCAUUUUGCUUCCAUUUUGCAGGUGUAAUUCAGAAGCAUGAAUUCUUAUUGUUCCUACCUUUUCUAACUUAUUCCAAAUAAUAUAUAUUUAAAGCAUAGACAUGGUUUUAUAAAUAUACACACUAAAGAUAGUUACUAUCAAGAUAAUUGCCAAGUUUAUUACCUUCAUAUAAUCUGCUUUCGCUAUCUAUAAAAAUGUGAUUUAUUAUUUUAAGUAUGCUACAGUAUCACUAGGCUGAUGCUGUCUUCAGGAUGAAAACAGAACUUCAAAUCAUACUAGGUGAGUAUGCUACCUUUGAGCCAUCUCCUCAACUAAUAUUGUCUUUAUUUUAAGGUUAGAUACUAUACUGUAAGUGUGUUGGGUCCAUAUGUUGGCUGUUUUAUUUUAUUGUAUUUUUGACCUAUGCCUUUAUUUUCCAAGAUGUUUUAAUUUAGGUCUGUGUAUGGUUGGUUCUCUUAGAUAUCAAAGGUCUCCGAUUGCUCUGGGGUAAGCCAGCCAGUGACACCAGAAGCUAAGCUCAAGUAACCUGCAAGAGCAACAUGGACUUAUUUUUAAAUUUUAUUUUUGUUUGCAUUGGUGUUUUACCUACAUGUCUGUGUGAGGGUGUCAGAUCUUGGAGGUACAGUUGUAAGCUGACAUGUGGGGGCAGGGAAUUGAACCCAAGUCCUCUGGAAGAGCAGCCAGUGCUUUUUUUAACUACUGGGCCAUCUUUCCAGCACCCACAACAUGGACUCUUAAAAGAUACUGGGUCAUCUUUCCAGAUCUCUCUUUAAGAUAAUGGCUACUUCUCUCUCCCUCUCUUUUUGUUGUAUCUAUGGUUGACCUUAGCUAAUGAGGUCUGUUAAGAUGGUUCCUUGGGUGUAAAUCUGGUUCAAAGGUCUAGCCUGACUUCUAUCUCCAGAUGCCACAGUGAUGUUUAGCCUGAGACACAGGCCACUAGAGCUACAUGUCACUUACAAAGAAAAAAAACGUACUCAGGUGUGUUUGGUGAUUUCAAGCAGAGUGUAAUGAUGGCAUGUGCCAUUAGUGCCAGCACUCUGGAGGCAUAGGCAGAUGGAUCAUCAUGAUCUACAGAGUGUGUUCAAGGACAGCCAGGACUACAUAAAGAAACUCCUGUCUUAAAAAACCCAGAACAACAACUAAAAACCUUUUGUUGUUUUGGGACUACCGUGUUCCUGAUUGUCCAGAAACCUUAAAGACUGCAAGAAAAUCCUCUAUUGGAAAUGACUAAAGUUGUAUGAUACACUAUAUAAGAAAUAUUAUUUCUGUUCGUCAAAAUUUUAAAUUUCCUUUUGUCUCUGCCUUUUAGUGCUAGGUGGGAUUAUGGGUGUGUGCCACCAUGUGUGUGGUCUGCUGACCAGGGAUCACACCCUGAAAAGUGAUUCUUAGAAGCCUGUAGGAGCCCCUUCCUAUUCCACUGUGCUGGAUUGUUGACGCGUUGAGCUAAUGCAGCUCUUGGAAAUAUAGCCUCUUAUGUGCCAAGGACACCAGGUCCAGUCCUAACAGGCUUUCAACUCUUAAAAUGUAUUCAACCAUUCUUUGGAGGUAGCCCCCAGCCUUGAAGAGCAUGUGAUAAGUAGAUGUCCCAUUAGUUGCCUAGGCACCGCACAGAUACUUAAUUCUAUGCACUUCAGCUAGUUUCUGUGUUAACCAUCAACUGCCCAUAAAAGCUUUAAUGAGGUCUGACAGCUACACUAAUUAAUGGAUAUAAACAGACUAAUUUAGAAGGCAGACAUAACAUAUUGGGAUCUAUAAGCUGUACACAAGGGUUUGUGGCUCUAUUUACAGACUCAAGCAUGCAUUACUCUUGUGGAGUAAGCUUUUUUUAAAAACCCAGUCAAGUACUGGAGAGAUGGAUGAGCAGAUAAGAGCACUCUUCGAAAGCACCAGAGUUUAAUUCCCAGUGCCCACGUAGCAGCACACAAUCUAGGGGAGGUGGCAUCCUCAAGCAGUUUAGGCAGAAAAUGAAAUAAAGAUAAAUCUUGGAGGAAAAGAAAGUCAAGUCAGUUACUCCCAUAACAUUUGUGCCACUAGAUUUUUCCAUUCCCAGGUCUCUUCAGCUUAUGUAUACAGUAUUGUGCCUGUGCCUAUUCCUAUAGGCCAGAAGAGGGCACCAGAUCCCAUUAUAGAUGGUUGGGAAACAAAUUGAACUCAGGAUCUUUGGAAGAGCAGCCAUUGCUCCUAACCUGUGAGCCAUCUAUCCAGGCCAGGAAAUGGUGAAUUUUAACUUCUGAUUGGUAUGCCCCAAUCCUCAUUUGCCCCAUAAUAGGGAAGAAGUGGAUGGGGAUUUUCUAGCCAGGGGGUGGUGGUGAAUUCUUUAAUCCCAGUCCUCGAUCAGCAGAAGGCAGGCAAAUCACUGACUUCAGGAGAGCUGUGGCUACAUGAGAAACCCUAUGUCAAAAAACGAUAUUCUAUUAAUCUCCAGUUGAACCUUAGCUUUACGGCCCUUCCCAUUUCAGCAGUUUGCCAUGGUUCUGAACACACCUCUGUAGACCGGGCUGGCCGUGAAUUCAGAGAUCAUCCUGUCUUUACCUACCCCCCUCCUGGACUUUGGUUGAAAGAUUUUCUUUAUAGCUUUGGAUGACACAGACUGGCUUUGUAGACCAGGCUGGCCUCAAACUCAGAUCCACCUGCCUCUGCUGGGAUUACAGGUAUGUGCCACUGAUCCUGGCACCUUAGUACUUACUUUUUUUCUUUGUAGUUGGUGCUUCUCUGUGUAGGCCUGGCUGUCCUGGACUCACCUUGUAGACCAGACUGGCCUUAAACUCAGAGAUCUUUCUGAGUGCUGCUCUUACAGGCAUGUGCCUCUGCCUGGCUUUAGUACACAUCAAGCCACCUCCACCAUGAAGUUAGCAGGUGUCAAUCUGUGGUGGUCAUGAAAAGUCCACAACCACUCCCCUCCUCAAAUGUAGUUCAGUUUCUCUGCACAUUUUUAUGCUUUGCAAGUCAUAUAGAUAGGAAACAUGAAGGCAGGAUGAAUCUAAAAGAUCAAUGACCUUUUCCAUCAGUGGAGUCACUAUUGUCAUGUCUACUUUGGCUGUGGCCUUCACUCAUCUGACAGUGAAACUACUGGAUCCUGUUAAGCCGCAUGAGUUUCCAGCUCUUUUGUAAAUCAUGGUAAUCAAAAGCUCCAGGAGCUGCUUCUUAUGUUUUGAUAAAGAAGAGUGCAGCACUGCUAUUCCCUGAAGCACUCACUGGUCACUAAGAUAGUUAAAUCUUUCUGAGCUACCAGCUAACUGCCUUCUCAUCAACUUGUUCAAACUAGUAUAUAAUCCAGUGAGAGCAUAUAAAUGAUUUAAACAUUGAAAAGAAGCUAGGUUCAGUGGGACACUAAUCUCAGUACUGGGAGGCAGAAGCAAGUGGAUCUCUGGAGACCUGUGCUACACGGUGAGUUCCAGGGCAGCCAGAACUCCAUAAAAGACCCUACUUCAAAAAAAAAAAAAAAAAGAAAAUAAAGAUUGAGAAGAAAUGUGUCUGUGCUUUGUGACUUUUGUUUGAGAGUUCCUGCAGAGGCCAAAAGCUGGAGGAAUCCAGCCGGUUGUGAGCUGCCUGGUAUUCUAGGAAGUGAACUUGGAUCCUCUGGAAAAGCACAGCAAACCUAGUCUUAAUGCUGGCCACCUUUCUAACCCAUGAAAACUGCAGAAUAAGUGCAAUAAGGAAAGUAGAAGCCAGGGGCUGUGGUGCAUGCUUGCAGUCCCAGCACUCUGGGAGGCAGAGGCAAGUGGAUCUCAGUUACAGGUCAGCCAAGGCUACACACAAAUUCUGUCUUAAAUUUUUUAAGCUCCUGGGGAAGGAAGCUUUAAGGAGUUUGGGAAAACUAAAAAGGGGGAAGUCAAGAAAAGGCUGGUAUUUGUGUGUGUAAAUGGGGGCUGGAAAGAUGGCUCAGAGAUUUAAGAGUACGAGCUGCUCUUCCAGAGGUCCUGAGUUCAAGUCCCAGCAACCACAUGGUGACUCACAAUCAUCUACUGGGAUCUGGUGCCCUCUUCUGGUGUGCAGGUGUACAUGCAGACAAUACUACAUAAUCUUUUAAAGUUCCUGGAAAAGGAAGCAUUCAAGAGAAAUCAGGAGUUGGGGAGGGAGUCAAGACGGAUAUGUUUGUCUGUGUAUAAAUGCCAUGUGUGUAUGGGCGCCCUUGGAGAUCAGAAGACGGCAGUGGAUCCUUUGGAACUAGAGUUCUAGGCAAUUCUGAGCCACAUGAUGUGGUUUGGGUGCUGGCAAACUGAACUUUGGUCCUCUGCAAGAGCAGCAAUUGCUCUUAACCACUGAGUCACCUUCCAAGCUCCCAGGGAGGGAAAAUACAUUUGAAAGUGCUAUAAUAAAACUAAUACAUUGUAUGCUGAGUUAAAAUUUUUAAGUUAGUCUAACCAUGAAAAAUAGUAGUCAAAACUUAGUAUCUAUGCCAGGUGCUUAACCAAAGCUUUAUGUGUAUUAACUCAUGUAACCAUUAUACCUGUGAGACAGGUUUUUCAAAUUAAGAGUGAUUCACAAACAUUAUGUAUCUUUUGCCUGAGAUCAGCAGAACCACUCCCAGUGGCCAAGUUAUACUGUCCUUUGAAAGAUUACACUGCUUCUAGAAUCAAUAGCAAAUAGCACAAGCCCUUCCCAUUAAUGACUAAUUCACCUUUAAUCCUGUCAUCAGAGGGUUGUACCCAAUCUGGACCUUCCUGAGACGCGAUCUCAGAGAAAGGACCAACAAGAUUGCUCAGGGUAUAAAGACCCUUGCUGCCAAGACGGAAGGACAUGAGCUUGAUCUGGAACUUAACUGUGUGCAGUCCAGUGACCUUCACAGGUGGGCUCUGGCUCCCGCAGGCAGACGCACCAUAGAAGGAAGCCAGGGAAUGGCCGCGGUGUGGCAACAAGUCUUAGCAGUGGACGCGAGGUACAACGCCUACCGUACACCAACAUUUCCACAGUUUCGGACCCAGUAUAUCCGCCGACGCAGCCAGCUGCUGCGGGAGAAUGCCAAGGCUGGGCACCCCCCAGCACUGCGUCGGCAAUACUUGAGGCUACGGAGCCAGCUGUUGGGCCAGCGCUACGGGCCACUCUCUGAGCCGGGCAGUGCUCGUGCCUAUAGCAACAGCAUUGUCCGCAGCAGCCGCACUACCCUUGACCGAAUGGAGGACUUUGAAGAUGAUCCUCGAUCCCUGGGGGCCCGAGGACACCGCCGUUCUGUUAGCCGAGGCUCCUACCAGCUGCAGGCACAAAUGAACCGUGCAGUCUAUGAAGACAGGCCUCCUGGCAGUGUGGUACCCACAUCGGUGGCAGAGGCAAGUCGGGCCAUGGCUGGUGACACAUCGCUGAGUGAGAACUAUGCCUUUGCAGGCAUGUACCAUGUUUUUGACCAACAUGUGGAUGAGGCAGUCCCAAGGGUGCGCUUCGCCAAUGACGACCGGCACCGCCUGGCCUGCUGUUCACUGGAUGGCAGCAUCUCCCUGUGCCAGCUGGUGCCUGCCCCACCCACUGUGCUCCAUGUGCUACGGGGCCACACACGUGGUGUGUCUGACUUCGCCUGGUCCCUCUCCAAUGACAUCCUCGUGUCUACUUCUCUCGAUGCCACCAUGCGCAUCUGGGCCUCCGAGGAUGGCCGCUGCAUCCGUGAGAUCCCUGACCCUGAUGGCGCUGAACUGCUCUGCUGCACCUUCCAGCCAGUCAACAACAACCUCACUGUGGUAGGGAAUGCCAAGCACAAUGUGCAUGUCAUGAACAUCUCUACAGGCAAGAAAGUGAAGGGUGGUUCCAGCAAGCUGACAGGCCGCGUCCUCGGCCUGUCCUUUGACGCCCCUGGCCGGCUGCUCUGGGCAGGUGAUGAUCGCGGAAGUGUCUUCUCCUUUCUCUUUGACAUGGCCACAGGAAAGCUGACCAAAGCCAAGCGAUUAGUAGUACAUGAGGGCAGCCCUGUAACCAGUAUCUCCGCCAGGUCCUGGGUUAGCCGUGAAGCACGGGACCCCUCGCUCCUCAUCAAUGCCUGCCUCAACAAACUGCUGCUCUACAGAGUGGUGGAUAAUGAAGGGACGCUACAGCUGAAGAGAAGCUUCCCUAUUGAACAGAGCUCACACCCUGUGCGCAGUAUCUUCUGUCCCCUCAUGUCAUUCCGCCAGGGGGCGUGUGUGGUGACAGGCAGUGAGGAUAUGUGCGUUCACUUCUUUGAUGUGGAGCGGGCGGCCAAGGCUGCUGUCAACAAGCUACAGGGCCACAGCGCACCUGUGCUGGAUGUCAGCUUCAACUGCGAUGAGAGUCUGUUGGCGUCCAGCGAUGCCAGUGGCAUGGUCAUCGUCUGGAGACGAGAGCAAAAGUAGGGCUCUGCCAGCCCUGCAUUGCCCUCCUCCCACACUCCAGUCUUGUGUUGUAAAUAAAAUGUCUGUGGUCGUGUUGAGGGGCAACUCCCAGGUCUCCCACAAGGAGUCACUAGGGAGCACUGCAGUGUGUUCAUCCAUUCAACAAGCACUUCCUGAGUGUCUGCUGUCAUGUAUCAUGUAGUCAUGCGGCCAGUAGACAGGAACGAAAGCACCAGCUGUGUUGUCAGGAACUGUUCUGAGAAGCAGGGGGACAGCUGUGGUCUCAUCUGGCAGAAAUUCCUGCCCUUGUGGCCUCCCAUCCCAGUGGAGGCAAGUACCUGGUACAUAAAUGUACUGUCAUUCCUUGCUGUUCCAUUUGCUUUAUAAUUGUUCAACUUCAUGACCUUUUGACCUUCCAGUGGCACAGAACCACUACGACUCUUAUAUCCCCAGUCUUGUUUUCCUACUUUAAAUGUAAUGUUCAGUAAAUUACAUGUGCUAGUCAACAUUUGGUUAUAAAAUAGACUUUGCAUUAGGUAAGUUUGUCUCCCUGUAGAAUAAUGUCAGUGUUGUAGGCACAUUUAAGGUGGGUGAGGGUCAGGUAGGGUGUCAGCUAUGUUAGGUACACUAAUGCAUUUUCAACAUACGAUAGUCAAGACGGGUUUGUUGGGGUAUAAUCCUGUUUGAUGAAGAAGCAUCUGUAGAUAAUAGAAUACACAAAGAUGAGUGGUGUGAAGAAAAAAAAAAGGGAGGAAAGAUGAGGUUGUAGGAACAGGAGGGUGCAGUAGCUUCUUGGGGCGAUAUCAUCAAGAAAAAUGUUCCUGACAGGAUGGGUGAAAUGAAGGAAGUCAUAGUGUGGGGAUAGAAGCACAUCCUUGACAAGAAGAAAGGUUAAUGCAGAGGCACUGUGUGUGUCAGAACAUGACUGGACUGUGUGGGAGAAAGACGAUAGACAGGUCUUUCAGGCUUCUUGGGCCAUAGCAAGGAGCUUGGCUUUUCUUGAGUGAGGGAGGUGGGAUGGGAUCAGUCAACAGUAGAGAAAUGUAGGUGGGGGAAUGUUAAGUUCAACCCUAGAAUUUCAUGAGAUUAGGUUGUAAAACUCCCCCAUGUGGCAGCUUCUGUCUGGAUGGACCCCACACUUGUCUGUGCAUUGAGAUGUAUCCCACAACCAGAAAGUAAAAGAGCUGAGUUCUUGGAGCACUAGUUUGGCAUUCAGGCAGCCAUGGACUCUUGGGCUGAGCUACAUACAGCUCCUGCUGUGGGAAUAGGAAAUAGGAAAUCUCUAAGCUUACCUCUGUCUCCACCCAUGUAAAUACAGAGCCCUAGUUUUAGCCCUGGGUCAACUCAGAGACCAAAUGCUAAUGUUCAUUAUUGGGUAUUAGCAAGGAAAUAAAUUUCUAAAUAACUCUCUGGUUAGAACCAUGAAGAAGUUUCAAGGUUUGAAGAAUCACCAGGGGCUGUUAUGGAUAACCUCCUAUAUGCUGCUACAUUUGCUAUCAUUGGAACUUUGGGAGCUCAGGGUCAUCAACCUGGUGAGCCAUGGGGCUAACAGCAGCACUUUGAGAAAAGAAGAUAACUACUCCCUGUUUGUUUAACCUGUUAACAGUGUGGUUGCUUGCAGCCAAAAGCAUUUUCGACUCUAUCGGCCAGAUCUUAGGCAAGUGGUUAUAAGAUGGGGAUAUUAUCAAGCUGGACUGGUCAUGUAGUUAAAAUCAUACAUGUGUGCCAACAUUCCUAAUCUCGCUUGAGGGUCACUGAUUUUCUGUGAGGACUGGAACUUAAUACAGCUGAAAGACACAGCUUGAGAGGACCAGAUACCGAUUAAGUUUAAGAGACCCUCACAAGGAUAGCAGUUCAGACCUGUGUGUUAACUCUUUUCUGUACCAGAUACACGGUUUCAAUCAAGGUCUGUAGGUAGCAAGAUAAUUUGGGCAAAUACCAGUUUUCUCUAACUUCCUUCUUUUCUUCACAGUUUCCACUUUCUUUAUGAGUCCAGUUUGGGGAUGAUUGAUGAAUAUUGUUUGCAUGAUUUGGGGGGGGGGUUCCUUCUUGUGAAAUUUUUUUUGAGGUGACAGUUGACAUUCGACUUUAAAUUCAUCUUGGUGACACUUUUGACUCACAACCUAAAGGAAAAUAACCACUGAGUAAACAAAGAAUAAAAAAUAAUGUUAUUGGUGAAA